CACGGAAGCAGUAUGGCGUCAAACAACAAUAGCUCCGACAGGCAACGAAUUGCACAGCAAAGAUUAAGCAGAAUUGCAGCGCAUUUACAUAAACAUGAGGACGGUAACUCGGGAAUUAUCGCAAAAGAAUGCAAAAUCGAUGCGACUGGUUCAACGGAAGAGAAUAAAGGGACGGUGCCGAGAAAGAGGCAGGAGAUUAUGAAGUGGAAUGGCUGGGGGUACAGUGACUCCAAAUUCCUCUUUAACAAGAACGGUCGAGCAGAAUUCACAGGCAAAAGGUAUAGGCUAAGUGGGAUGACCCUGCCCAGUUUGCAGGACUGGUUUGAAAAUACCUUUGGUGCCAGUGUGAAGCAUAAAAGCCCUGCGACACCACUCCUGAAUGCCAGCGCUGUGCCGCCGCCCAGACUGAACGAGGCAUUCGUAGAGAACCUGAAGGCCACAAGCAUCCCAUUCUCCAAUGAGGCGGAGGACAGGGUGUUCCGUGCCCACGGUCAUUGCCUACAUGAAAUCUUUGCUCUCAGAGAAGGGAAGAAAUUUGAGCGUGUUCCAGACAUGGUGGUGUGGCCAAACUGCCACAACGAUGUGGUGAAAGUUGUGGAGCUGGCGUGCAAGCACAAUGUUUGUUUGAUACCAUACGGCGGAGGUACCAGUGUGACCAGUGCUCUAGAGUGCCCCCCGGAGGAGACCCGCUGCAUCGUCUCUCUGGAUACUUCCCAGAUGAACCGCAUAUUGUGGCUCGACGAGAAGAAUUUAGUCGCCCACGUUGAAGCUGGCAUCAUCGGUCAGGACCUGGAGAGAUUACUCAACGAGAGUGGUUACUGUAUGGGGCAUGAGCCAGACUCCAUGGAGUUCAGUUCGCUGGGCGGCUGGGUGGCUACUAGAGCAUCAGGCAUGAAGAAGAACGUAUAUGGUAACAUUGAGGACCUGGUGAUCCACAUAAAGGCGGUGACCCCUCGAGGGGUGAUAGAGAAGAGCUGCCAGGGGCCACGCACGUCCACUGGGCCAGACAUCCACCACUUCAUCCUGGGCUCAGAAGGAACCCUUGGUGUGGUUACCGAGGUAACGAUGAAGAUCCGACCAAUCCCAGAGUACCAGAAGUAUGGCUCGGUGGUCUUCCCUAACUUUGAGGCAGGCGUGGCCUGCUUACGAGAGGUUGCCAAGCAGAGGUGUGCACCGGCUUCCAUCCGGCUCAUGGAUAACAAACAGUUUCAUUUCGGUCAUGCCCUGAAACCUCAAGUGUCGUCCAUUUUCACACAUUUUGUUGAAGGGUUAAAGAAGUUCUACAUCACCAAGUUGAAAGGUUUCGACCCCCACCAGUUGGUGGUUGCCACUCUUCUGUUUGAAGGGGACCGCGAGAGGGUCCUGCAGCAUGAAAAACGUGUUUAUGACAUCGCAAAAACAUUUGGGGGCCUGGCAGCUGGAGAGGACAAUGGGCAGAGAGGCUACAUACUGACCUUUGUCAUCGCUUACCUCCGGGACUUGGGGAUGGACUACUGUGUAGUUGCAGAAUCUUUUGAGACAUCGGUGCCUUGGGACAGACUGCCUGACACUGCUGGAGGAGAGAGGGAUGGAGUGACACAGCCAGUAGGAACAGGAAUCUCCAACAUUAUUGGGGUAUUGGACCUUUGCCGGAAUGUCAAGGAGAGAAUUAUCAGAGAGUGUAAAGAAAGAGGAGUCCAGUUUCAACCGUUGACCUCAUGCAGAGUGACUCAGACCUAUGACUCUGGUGCAUGUAUAUACUUCUACUUUGCCUUCAACUACAGAGGACUGGCGGAUCCAGUAUAUACAUACGAACAAGUGGAGCAUGGUGCCAGAGAGGAGAUCCUAGCCAAUGGAGGAAGCCUCUCGCACCACCAUGGAGGUAGUCAAGUGAACACCCCUACGUCUAGCCAUGCCCCUACGUCUAGCCAUGCCCCUACGUCUAGCCACGCCCCUACAUCUAGCCACGCCCCUACGUCUAGCCACGCCCCUACAUCUAGCCAUUUCAUCUUUUUCCAAAUUUCUUCAUAUACCUUCAUACCUACAAAUUCAUAAAAUUUACUUGCCUAUUCACUUACGUAGAUGGACGGCACAACAGGGGUUUAAAGAACCCCUUAGAUGGCACGGCAGUGGUUUAAAGAUCCCCUUAGAUGGCACGGCAGGGGUUUAAAGAUCCCCUUAAAUGGCACGGCAGGGGUUUAAAGAUCCCCUUAAAUGGCACGGCAGGGGUUUAAAGAUCCCCUUAGAUGACACGGCAGGGGUUUAAAGAUCCCCUUAGAUGGCACGGCAGGGGUUUAAAGAUCCCCUUAGAUGGCACGGCAGGGGUUUAAAGAUCCAGUGAAGGCAGUCUGUCAGGCUCUGUGCUGCUGUAUAGAAGUGAGCCAGUCUUUUUCUAAACCUCCUGUUUUGGCUUGGAGAUCUUUCAUCGCUUCCUUCACACCUCCACAGUACAGAGAAAUGGCUCUUUGUUCAUCUCAACACGGGCCAAAUGAAAGGCGAGCAGGGGAGGGAGUGUGAAGCGACUAUCAGGGCAAACCCUAAUGGCUGCCUCAUCUAUAUUGCCAGGCGCCUCGUCUGUUUUCAUACAUCACUUCAGGCUAUUCAUCACGCCUGUCAGAAACUGCACGCAGUGAAUCAGCUGCGAUAUUAAAUCACAAUUUCUCCUGAAGGUGGGGAAGGUUAAAAAUGAACAGAUUGCUAAUAUAAGAAGGCAGUGGGCCAGGGUAAAUGAUGUUGCUGUUAUCACCCAGUAUUUACUGCCCUCCAAAUAGUGGGCCACCACCCAGCCAGCCAACCACCCAGGGCUGAGUAGGAGGGUGUGCAGCCGGGAGGAGGGGAUAUUGAUGCAGCUCCUGGGUGCGAGGCCCGCUCUGUAAUUGUGAUUAAUAACAGCCUGCUAUCUGGGCGCAGACAGGCGGUUUGUCUGCCUACAAUCAACACAUGACAAAUGGAGCUCGUCUCACUGAGGUGUGUAGCAAAGAAAACCGAUGUAGUCUGGGAAGGCAGGGUGGGAGGGGCCACCACAGGAAAUAUACAUUAUUCUAACCUGUGUUUACACGAGGUCAGGGUGUGCAGAGAUAGUAUUCCACCCCCUGAUUCAAUACACGUUAGAAUCACCUUUGGCAGCGAUUACAGCUGUGAGUCUUUCUGGGUAAGUCUCUUUGUACACCAAUAUUUACACAUUAUUCUUUUUUAUAUUGUUCAACCUCUUGUCAAAUUGGUUGUUGAUCAUUGCUAGACAGCCAUUUUCCAGUCUUGCCAUAGAUAUUUAAGUCAAAACUCUAACUAGGUCACUCAGGAUAAUUAAAUUUGUCCUCUUGUUAAGCAACUCCAGUGUAUAUUUGGCCUUGUGUUUUAGGUUAUUGUCCUGCUGAAAGGUGAAUGUCUCCCAGUGUCUGUCAGAAAGCAGACUGAACCAGGUUUCCUCUAGGAUUUUGCGUGUGCUUCGCUCUAUUCCAUUUUAUUUUUAUCCUGGAAAACUCCCUAGUCCUUGCCGAUGACAAGCAUACCCAUAAACUGCAGCCAACACCAUUCUUUGAAAUAUGAUGAGUGGAACUCCGUGAUGUGUUGUGUUGGAUUUGCCCCAAACAUAAAGCUUUGUAUUCAGGACAUAAAGUUAAUUUCUUUGCCACAUUUAUUUGCAUUUUUUUAUUUUUUAUUUGAACCUUUAUUUAACUAGGCAAGUCAGUUAAGAACAAAUUCUUAUUUUCAAUGACGGCCUAGGAACAGUGGGUUAACUGCCUGUUCAGGGGCAGAAUGACGGAUUUGUACCUUGUCAGCUCAGGGGUUUGAACUCGCAACCUUCCGGUUACUAGUCCAACGCUCUAACCACUAGGCUACACUGCCUGUUUUUUGGAGUGUUUUUAUUCUGUAGAGGCUUCGUCCGUUUCACUCUGUCAUUUAGGUUAGUAUUGUGGAGUUACUACAAUGUUGUUGAUCUAUCCCCUCUUUUCUCUCAUCACAGCCAUUAAAAUAACUGUUUUAAUGUCACCGUUGGCGUCAUUGUGAAAUCCCUGAGCGGUUUCCUACCUUACAGGCUUCCUUCCUGAUGUAGUUGCCGGGAAUAUCUGUAGUGACUGGGUGUAUUGAUACACCAUCCAAAGUGUAAUUAAUAACUUCACCAUGCUCCAAGGUAUGAGCGUUGUGAAGUUAUUAAUGACACUUUUGGAUGGUGUAUCAAAACACCCAGUCACUACAGAGUAACAGGUGUCCUUCCUUACUUCCACCUUCCUCAGUUGCCGGGGAGGAAGGAAACCGCUCAGGGAUUUCACCAUGAAGCCAAUUGUGACUUUAAGACCGUUAGUUCUCCUAUCACAGCCAUUAAAAACUCUGAGGAUGGAUCAACAACAUUGUAAUUACUCCACAAUACUAAACCUAAUUGACGGAGUGAAAAAAUAUAAUCCUGUACAGAAUAAAAGUAUUCCAAAAUGUGCUUCCUGUUUGCAAUAAGGCAAUAAGUUAAACUGCAAAGAAAUGUGGCAAAGAAAUUCAUUUUUUGUUUGGGACAAACACAACACAUCACUGAGUACCACUCGUCAAGGUUUAAAACAUUUUUUAAAAUUACUUUUACCCCUUUUUCUCCCCAAUUUUGUGAUCUCCAAUUGGUAGUUACUCUUGUCUCAUCACUGCAACUCCCGUGCGGACACGGGAGAGGCGAGGCUCGAGAGCCAUGCUUCCUGACACACGACCCAACCAAGCCGCACUGCUUCUUGACACAAUGUCCUCUUAACUAAGGAAGCCAGCCACACCAAUGUGUCGGAAACGCCAUACACCUGGCGACCCUGUCAGUGUGCACUGCACCCGGCCCGCCACAGGAGUUGCUAGAGCGAGUUGGGACAAGGACAUCCCUGCCGGCCAAACCCUCCCCUAACCCGGAUGACGCUGGGCCAAACCCUCCCCUAACCCGGACGACGCUGGGCUAAUUGUGAGCCGCCCCAUGGGUCUCCCGGUAGCGGCCGGCUGCGACAGAGCCUGAACUCGAACCAGGAUCUCUAGUGGCACAGCUAGCAACUGCGAUGCAGUGCCUUAUCGACCACUGCGCAACUCUGGAAACUAUCAUAUCCUCAAGCAUGGCGGUGGCUGCAUUAAGAGUUACUGCUAUGCUUGUCAUGGGCAAGGACUGACAAGUUUUAUGUUGUUGGAUGGAACAGAAUAGAGCUAAGGUGAACUCUACGCUGGAGAUAUUUUCCAAGACGACAGUGAAUGUUCCUGAUUGGCAGAGUUAGUUUUGACUUAAAUCGCUUUGAAAAUCUAUGGCAAGACUUGAAAAUGGCUGUCUAGUAAUGACCAAUAACCAACCAACAACCAACUUGACUGGGUUGAAUUCAAGCUGUUACACAACAAAAUGUGGAAUAAGGGGUACAAACAGUUUCUGAAGGCAUUGUAUGCUCUGUGUACUACCAAAGUAUGUGUUCAUGGCUCCUGUUCAAGUUCAUUCUGUUCUCAGGGCUGUUUUAUAGAAUAGUGUGCUGUUCUUAACAACUGCGUGACCUUACACUUGACCCUUACCCAGACACUGAGCAAACAACACACUGCUAGCUUCCUACUCUUCAAGGAUCCAAUGUUUUGCUUUCAGAUUGAAUCUUGUUUCAUCAACAUUGUGUUUGCUCGUUAUUUACUUACUAAAUGAAUUGUGUGUUAUCUGACGAAAGGAGUGAGGUUGCUGUGACCUUUUAUUCACGAUUUGGGGAGAUGCAGGAGUCGAUUGCCAUUCUAUAACUGACAGUGGAUUGAACAUUUUCAAUGCAGCAUUUGUAAGUCUCAUAAACUCCUGGCCUCCAGACAUCCUGUGGUCAGUGUUGGGUUCUUGGUGUUGACGGGGUCCCUCUCAGGGACCAGUGACAACCUGUCCCUCUCCCAGAGGCUCCAGACUCCCUGCAUAUGUCCUGGCAGGACUGGGGGCUCUGGAAUGUGUCUGUUUGGACAGCUGGUAAAGUAGAGCGCUGGUCUUGGUACCUUGCUGGGCACCCUGGCCAGGCCUGACCCAUGCUGUUCCACAUCCAUUGGCCCACGGCCAGAAGAGAGGUGUGUGUGUGUGUGUGUGUGUGUGUGUGUGUGUGUGGGGGGGGGGGGCAGCUGACUUUUAAGGCAGCCCGCUUGGACUUUUAGGGCUGUUUUAUUCAGCCUGAGGAGAACAACACACCCACACAGCAUGGUGACGUCUGUGGGAGGAGAAUGGGCUUGGUGAACAUGAGGGUAAGGCAGAGCCAGCCGGGGAACACACAGAGCCUAAUGAGUUUGAUAGGCUCUUGGGCUCCAUAAAUCAUGCCAUGCAAAAUAUUUCUCCUCUCUGAAUAAAGGCAUUUAUCACCCUC
Molecule: messenger RNA, 6293 nt
Organism: Oncorhynchus masou masou (cherry salmon)
Lineage: Eukaryota; Metazoa; Chordata; Actinopteri; Salmoniformes; Salmonidae
Product: alkyldihydroxyacetonephosphate synthase, peroxisomal-like
Exons: 20
Coding region: 13-2034 (673 amino acids)
Biological process (GO): lipid biosynthetic process
Cellular component (GO): peroxisome
Molecular function (GO): FAD binding; alkylglycerone-phosphate synthase activity
Source: RefSeq, a predicted model, not a curated record